This is a messenger RNA of Anopheles gambiae (African malaria mosquito), 1980 nucleotides long. Its product is annotated as zinc finger protein 567. The record is from RefSeq and is a predicted model, not a curated record. Lineage: Eukaryota; Metazoa; Arthropoda; Insecta; Diptera; Culicidae. The transcript is spliced from 2 exons. Bases 261 to 1541 code for a protein of 426 amino acids.
AUUGCCCGCUGGGAAUCGUAGUUCCCUUUUCGCACCCAAUCCCGCGUUUUCCCUUUGCGGCAUGUGUUGUUUGUUGAUGUAUUUGUAGUUUCCGCAAUACAUUUUCCAGUGCUACACGUUUUCGCGGCAAAGAAAAGUGCGCGUUAGAAAUUAAUUGCGAAGCGCAUCAUCUGUCUAAGUUGUGUUCCGGUGUUGUUGAGUGAGCAAACACGAACAAACAAAAAGCAUAGUCCCGUGCGGUCCCUUUGCGCGAUGAGAAAAUGGCUCCCUGCUCGACCACCGAUCAUCAGCACCAAGCAACCGGCCAGCAAUCAGAGCAGGCGAUGGAGGGUGCCGUCAUCUUGGACGGCAGCGCCCAGCCGCCAUUGAGCGCGCUUCUGCCGGUUCAAUGUGCCGGCAACCGCAGCCAUCGCUACAAGUGCGACCACUGCGAGCAAACGUUCAAGCGACGCGACGAGCACGAUCGGCACCGCUACACGCACACCGGAGUGCACGCCUACCCCUGCCUGGAGCCGGACUGCGGCAAAGCCUACUCGAACCGGUCCCAUCUGCUGCGGCACGUGCGGGCCUGCCAUCUGGAGAGUGCCGGUACCGCCCGGCCCGAGGUCGACUGCAGCCAUCCGAACUGUGCGAUGAAGUUCACCAGCCGGCAGGCGAUGAAGCGCCACUACCAGACGAAGCACGUGCUGGGCAAACCGUACGCGUGCGACGCGUGCGGCGAGCGGUUCUGGCGCAAGCUGCAGCUGAAGCUGCACAAGGUGCGCCACACCGGCGAGUAUCCGCACCGGUGCGAGCACUGCGGCCAGGGGUUCGUGAACGCGCGCACGAUGCGGAGCCACCGGUGCCGGCAGAACGCGCACCGCUGCCCGGACUGUGCGCGCGAGUUCCUGCGCUGGUCCGAGCUGGUGGUGCACCGGCGGCUCGAGCAUCCGACCCAGUACCGGUGCGACCAGUGCGACAAGCAGUUCAGCACGAAGCGCAACCUGAACCUGCACGGCCGGGUCCAUCGCAAGCAGCAGGAGGCUGCCGCCGGCAAGGACGGGGAGGACGGCGAGCAGCAGCAGCAGCAGCAGCAGCAGGUGGAGGUGCUGGUGUACGAGUGCCCGUACCCGGGCUGUCCCCGGUUUUACGAGCACGAGCGCAACCUGCACGCGCACGUCCGCUCGAAGCACGAGAGCCGCAAGCGGGAGGAGCUCGCCUGCCCGGUCGCCGACUGUGGCAAGGUGCUGGCGACCAAGCAGAAGCUGGAGCAGCACCGCCGGCUGCAUCUGCGCGCGUCCAAAGCCCGGGCGAGGGCGUCUGCCCGCAAGGGACGGCCGCAAGCGGGCAGUAGCCGGGCCGCAGCAGGGACGACGGCGACGGUCGUGAGCGAGGCGGCAGAGCCGGCAGUGCCGGCCGGCGAGCCGUCCCGCCCGGCCGACGUGACCACCGACUCGGAGGUGGAGGGUGCCGGCCACAUGCUCGAGGAUUUGCUCGACAAGCACGUGCAGCACCUGUGCAGCCAGCUCGACACGCUCCGGUCGAAUUUGGCCCCGAUGUAAGCCCGUGCACAGUGUACAGAGGUUAGGUUUAGGUAGCGUUUUAGGUUCGAAAAUGUUUUGAAACAAACGGGCUCGUGUUUUUUUUUUUGCAGCACAGGAAUAUCUUUUUUUUUUGGUUUACACUUAGUCAUGUAAGGUAGAAUUUUCUUUUUUAUUUUAUUUUUAGGAGGAAUUACUUUUAAAAAAUGUAUGUACAGUUCGCAUCUGUACACACCCACACACAUCACAUGCAAGGUUUUACUGCUUUAAGUUAUUAUUACAGUGUUAAGCGGUGUGUGCGAUUAUUGUUAUUAAUAUUCUCUUAUUUAAAAUGAAUUGCAAGCUUUGUUUAGAACCGACAGAGCGAGGGAGGAAAGUUUUUAGAGAAUUAAUUAUUAAUAAGUGAGCUAUCAUUAUUGUGCAUUUACGUAGCAAUAUAGCGUGUAUAUUGAAAUAUUUA